AUGCUAAGCUCUUGGAUCCGAGCUCAGCUCAAUCCAGGUUUUCUAAAUACUUCAAGACAACAAGAACAAGAGCAUCAUGUGAAUUUAAGAGUUCCUGAAUCACCAGCGCUUCCGCGUGGCAUGGACGAAUCUGGCCGUGGUGUCUCUAAAGUUGCUACUGACGAGAACGAUGAGGAGGAUCUCACUCUCCAGGACUUGUUUCCUACAAACCCAAAUAUGUUACUUCCGCAUUUGAGACCAAUCAUGCCAGCUGCAGACAAUACUGUAGCUGUUGCUUCUGUCAUCACUCUCAAUGCGUUGUUUGGACUUUCAUUGAUGUGUCGCCGUGUUCCUCGCUUCGGUGAGCUGCCUGUCAUGAGCCGUAUCUAUCUGCUUUCUAGAAAGGCCAUUGGUCUGCUAAUGUUCACAGCAUCUGCCAUUGAGGGUAUGCGAUGCGGCAUUUCGUACGACCCUUGGUACGAGGAGGCCCGCGAGUGGCGUGAAUGGGCCAUCAGAAACGGUGACAAUCCAGGAUGGUGGUUUGGUGCCAUUCAAUGGUACGAGCCUAUGUCCAAGGACUACUGGAUGGCCCUUCUUAACAAAAGGGUGCUGAACAUGCGUUUGGCCAGAAGAGUUGCUCAGAGACCAACACCAGGCGUCUACAUGUCCGAUAGAGGAGACGGCAUUGGCGUCCGUUACGAAUUGCCUAACUGGAACGACUUUGUGGGUAUUUACGAGGAAAUGAGGACCCGCAACGAGGAGAUCCAGGCAAGACAGUUGGGCAAAGAUUUCAAGAAUGUCACAGAGCUCAACAAAGCCGAAAGAGAAGAUAAAAGGCUCGAAAGAGAGAUUGCAGAGGAGAAAGCGCUCGCUGAGGAAGGUUACGAGUACGAGCUGCCUCGUAGAACUGAGGUGAUCAAUUUCCCUGCGUCGCUCACGAAAAACCACUGGCUCGCCAGCGAUGACUACUUCGCCAAAGUGUGGACCCAAUGUGAUCCAUGGUGGGACUGA
Messenger RNA from Candidozyma pseudohaemuli, 990 nucleotides. RefSeq lists its product as uncharacterized. Lineage: Eukaryota; Fungi; Ascomycota; Pichiomycetes; Serinales; Metschnikowiaceae. The transcript has 2 exons. Bases 1 to 990 code for a protein of 329 amino acids. The record is from RefSeq and is a predicted model, not a curated record.